Messenger RNA from Xylaria bambusicola, 1563 nucleotides. RefSeq names its product general substrate transporter. NCBI's taxonomy places the organism in Eukaryota, Fungi, Ascomycota, Sordariomycetes, Xylariales, Xylariaceae. The record is from RefSeq and is a predicted model, not a curated record. Gene Ontology annotation, biological process: carbohydrate transport; transmembrane transport. The coding region runs from base 1 to 1563 and encodes 520 amino acids. Gene Ontology annotation, cellular component: membrane. Gene Ontology annotation, molecular function: carbohydrate:proton symporter activity. The transcript is spliced from 9 exons.
AUGGUGGGCGCCACCGUUCAAGCGGACAAUCGCGUCCACCGCAUGGCGGUGGAGGACCCGGUCCCCUGGUAUCGCAAGCGAAAUCUCCGCAAUCUAUACUUCCUGCUGUUUCCAUGUCUCAUGGGCAUCGAGACGACCUCCGGUUUCGACUCGCAGAUCAUCAACGCCGUCCAGCUGGUGCCUGCCUGGUAUGAUUUCUUUGGACAUCCAACAGGAGGUUAUAAGGGAAUUCUGGCGUCUGCGCUUCCACUGGGCGCAGUCAUCGGAUUGCCCUUUAUUCCUCUUGUCAACGAUACCUUUGGUCGAAGAUGGUGCGUCAUGACGGGGAGUAUAAUCAUGAUCAUCGGGUCUCUCAUUCAAGGCUUUGCGCAGAAUGCACCCAUGUACAUCAUCGCUCGGCUAAUCAUUGGAUUCGGACUUCCUUAUGCCAUCGUUGCCGGCUCAAGUCUUAUUGGAGAACUUGCGUACCCGAAGGAACGUGCCGUCUUGACAUCGCUAUUCAAUGCUGCUUACUUUAUCGGUGCUAUCAUUGCUUCUGGUGUAACGUAUGGAACACAAUUGAUCCCAUCAGAUUGGUCUUGGAGGCUUCCUUCAAUCCUACAACUAACUCCAUCAUUGUUACAAGUCAUUUUUAUCUUCCUCAUCCCAGAGAGUCCCAGAUAUCUCAUCAGCAAGGACAGGCAUGAAGAAGCCUUCAAGAUACUCGUCAAGUAUCAUGCUGAAGGAGACGAGAAUUCCGAAUUCGCUAAGGCCGAAAUGGCAGAGAUCAAAACAACGAUAGCCAUCGAGCUGGAGCACUCGAAGCGAUCCUGGUAUGACAUGGUCAGCACCGCGGGAAACCGACGUCGCCUCCUGAUCGGAUCACUGGUGGGUAUCAUGACCCAGUUAUCAGGGAACGUCGUGAUAUCAUAUUACCUCGGAGAUAUUCUUGCUCUCGUGGGCUUCACGGACCCUCAGUUCGCCGCGAAAUACAAUAUCGGUAACCAGGUCUGGGGUCUCGUGUGCGCUGUCGUAACGGCACUGAUCAUUAUGCGGUUCAAACGGCGCACGAUGUAUCUUUUUGCUAUCUCCUGGUGCCUAGUGGCCUAUGUUGGUUGGACCGCCUCGGCAGCCGUAGCGGUGGAGAGGCACAACGAUGCCGCUGCAAAACUAACAUUAUUCUGGAUAUAUUUCUACCAACCCGGUUAUAACAUCGGCUUCAAUGCCCUAACAUAUACUUACUUGGUUGAGGUAUUCCCUUACGCCAUGAGAGCACGCGGUAUCACGGUCUUCCAAUUCUUCGGGAAAGCGGCACAGUUCUUCGGCACAAACGUCAAUCCUGUCGGCCUUGACCCCGUAAACGGCAUCGGCUGGAAGUUCUUAAUCGUAUACUCAGUCUGGAUUCUCAUCGAGGGUAUACUUAUAUACUUCCUCUGGCCUGAGACAUCGGGCCGUACUCUAGAGGAACUCGCAUUCCUGUUCGAAGACGACCAGCGCGCAAUCAAGACGGCUGAGGCUGUUGAGAACGAGAUCGGUCAAGACAGUCCCGUCUCUGAGGAGAAGGCAGCUGAGAAACUACCUUAA